UCACGUGAUCUCCUCUACGUCAUGUUCGGCACCUGCUGUCAGACAGGAGGAAAGAUGGCGUCGUUAGGGACACCGAUCCUCCUCCAGCGGGUCUCCGGAUCUAUGGUCGUAUUUCUUUGGCUUCUGAGUGUUCUCACCUCGGUACGGUGCGCUGAGCAGGUACCUGUCAUCAUGUGGACAAGUGAAGGGAUCUCCCUUCCACGUCAGCCUCCACCCACUGCAGGUCACAUCGUUGGGCACCAGCAGCUCACCUCCUACUUGGAAAAGGCUUUGAACAUCGGUCCCCGAAAUGUCGUGUUGUUCCUUCAGGAUAAGAUGAGCAUUGAGGACUUUACCAUGUAUGGAGGAGCCUUUGGAAACAAGCAAGAUGGCGUUUUUCCUAACCUUGAGGGAGCUCUUCAGUCCUCCUCUUCUUCUCUGGUUUUACCUGCUGUAUCUUGGCCCGCCUCCAACGCUGUGAUUGGUCAACUACAGGACCAGUUAGAAACAUCCCCUCUGUAUAUGGACCCUGAGACCCUGAGCCAGCUGAGACUGAACGCCUCGUCUCCAGCUCUGCUGGUGUUCAGAUUCCCUUACGGAACCGGGUCGGAUCUGUUGUCUGCAAAAGAAAUUCUCAGUGGGAACGAUGAGGUCAUCGGUCAGGUGAUGAGCAUCAUGAAGUCCCAGUCGGUCCCAUACACAGCCAUCUACACAGGCCUGCAGCCCUCCAGGAAGGAAGCAGCAUCCCUGUCGGUGGAAGCUGGGCUGGGUGGAGGACGCUCCCUGUUGCAGGCUAGAGGUGGACACAAGGACAGAUGGAGAGACCGGGAACGCCAGCAGCGGGUCAAGGAAAAGCCUGGAGUCUACCCUCCUGUGGAGUUCAAGGAGGAUGACAGAACCUGCAUGCUGCUGUGGGCUAAAGGCCUGACGGUGAGCAUUCUUCGGAACAACCACUGGGAAGAGCAUGACCUGACCCCGUUUACCUUUGGUGAAGGAGUUAGUCCCAAACUACAUGGCUCCAACUGUGACAAAAGCAAAGGAAGGUUGGUUCUGAACUAUGAAAACGUCCUCGGUCACCGUAGCUUCAAACUGAUCUUUGUAAUGAGCGAGCGCCACUACAAGGUGUCUGCGCGCCGCUGGUUCACUCUGGACGCCGUGGAGCUGGAAUAUGACGGGACCAAAGCCACGUUCAACGGAAGCAGGAACAUCUACGCCCCUGCUGAGUACUCGUACCGCUGCAAGUCCGUCACCAGCUUCCGUUGGCCGCUGCUCAUCCCACGUUCUUCCAAAGACCCGGCCAAUCAGUGGAGGGUCUCCUUUGAUGAUUUUCAGAUCCAGGGCUUUAACUUGAUCGGCAGUGAAUUUUCAUACGCCAGCGACUGUGCUGGAUUCUUCUCUCCUGGGAUCUGGAUGGGUCUGCUGACUAGCCUGCUCAUGGUGCUGGUGCUGACGUACGGCCUGCACAUGAUCAUGCAGCUCCUCACCAUGGACCGCUUCGACGAUCCCAAAGGUCCCGGCAUCUCCGUGCCCCAGACGGAGUAACACAUCCGCAGGGUGUCCCCUGCCUCCAUCCCUCCUCCUGUCACUGCACUGAACCCCUUCCAUCCUUCCUAUCCAUCACAUUCCAAGCGUAACUUGCAGAUCAAUCCGUGGCAUCAUCAUCCAUCCAUCACUAAAUAAAUGUAUGAGUGUAAACCUUAAAUGUGUAUCCUGAGACUAAAGAGUCUGAUGUUUAGGUGGUUAAACACUCACACAAUCUGGGUCCUUUAAGACCUCCAUGUGUUUCUAUGUGACCCAUACAGAGAUAAUGACUCCGUAUUUAUUAAAUGGUUAUGAGACUAUUUAUUGUUGAUAUUGCUGUGCUUAUUGUAAAGUUUGAGUUUACAUUUGGUGUAAUGUAGAUAUGCAAGAUUAUUAAUUGAAGUAUUACCCUUCGAAUUAUAACUUAUGUUCAUAACAUUCCAUUGUUGUGCUGUAAUGUUGCUGUGAAAUAAAACAUCUUAAAGGUG
Molecule: messenger RNA, 1988 nt
Organism: Girardinichthys multiradiatus
Lineage: Eukaryota; Metazoa; Chordata; Actinopteri; Cyprinodontiformes; Goodeidae
Gene: atp6ap1a
Product: ATPase H+ transporting accessory protein 1a
Exons: 11
Coding region: 22-1521 (499 amino acids)
Cellular component (GO): proton-transporting V-type ATPase complex
Source: RefSeq, a predicted model, not a curated record